GACCAUCUUUUUUUCUUUAAUUUUGCAGAGUUGGGUAAUUGAUGUCCACACCCUCCUCUCUCUUAUCUUCUCACUGAUCUUCAUCUUUCUCAUCACUAAUCAUUUUCCCUCUUCUCUCUUUUCUCUCCCUUUGUCUCCUCCUCUCACUGUCAAAAUUCUCUUAUAUAAUACAACCCCACUUUAGAUCUGUUUUUUGUUGAGUUGAGAUGAUGUAGAUUUUUUUACAUAGUCAAAUUACAAAAAAUUACACAAUUUUUAUAGUGUAAAAAGGAAAAAGAAGUGUAGGUGGGAGGAGGGCGGUUAAGAAGAAAGAGCAUCAAAAGAUGGAAUUUGACGAGGAGCAGGAACAAGAAAUUGCCGCGGCUGCGGAAACUUAUCAAACACCAGGAAAUAAUUCAGUUAGAGAUGAAGGCGUUUCGACUAGUAUUGUCAGAAAAAAUAGUGUUAGGUACAGAGAGUGCUUGAAGAACCACGCGGUCGGCAUAGGUAGCCACGCCCUUGAUGGAUGUGGCGAAUUCAUGCCGGCCGGUGAAGAAGGUACCAUGGAUGCUUUGAAAUGUGCGGCUUGUAAUUGCCACCGAAAUUUCCACAGGAAGGAGGCAGAGGGUGAGGUGUUUCACCACACCCCACCACCCCACCUCACCCACCACCACCAGCCCCACCACCCCCAAUUUUCUCCCUUUUCAUCCUACCGUACCCCCCACCACCCCUCCGGGUACCUACACGUCACCCCACCACCCCAUCAAAGACCGUUGGCACUGCCAUCAACUUCUAGGGACGACGAAGAUAUGUCGAACCCGAGCAGUAGUGGGGGUGGUGGUAGUGGUGGGGUAGGUGGUUCAAGAAAGAGGUUUAGGACAAAAUUCACAGCAGACCAAAAGGAUAAAAUGUUGUCAUUUGCUGAGAGAUUGGGUUGGCGUAUGCAGAAGCAAGAUGAGACAUUAGUGCAGCAGUUUUGUAGAGAGACAAAUGUCAAACGCCAUGUUUUCAAAGUUUGGAUGCACAACAACAAGCACACUCUUGGUAAAAAACCCUAAAAAAAUAACAAAAGAAUUUCUUCACUAUAUAUGCUUUUUCUUUUCACCUUUUGUAUGGUAAAAGAGAUUAAAGCAUGUAUCUAUUUGAUGGAGCUAGGAGGAAAAUUGGAAGACGGCAGCUUAGUUUAAUUAAUUAGAUCAUCAGCCAAGGAUUUGUUGUAAGAGAUUUUAACAUUUUGAUGAGUAACUUGUUUAUGAUUCCUACUAGCUAGACAUUGUUACGUUAGUCAGCUUGGUUCUUCUUUAUUUAGUUAUUUUCUUUUCGUA
Lycium ferocissimum is the source of this 1304-nucleotide messenger RNA. Its product is annotated as zinc-finger homeodomain protein 2-like. The record is from RefSeq and is a predicted model, not a curated record. NCBI's taxonomy places the organism in Eukaryota, Viridiplantae, Streptophyta, Magnoliopsida, Solanales, Solanaceae. Gene Ontology annotation, cellular component: nucleus. Gene Ontology annotation, molecular function: transcription cis-regulatory region binding; DNA-binding transcription factor activity. The coding region runs from base 324 to 1037 and encodes 237 amino acids. The transcript is spliced from 2 exons. Gene Ontology annotation, biological process: regulation of developmental process; regulation of DNA-templated transcription.